AUGGCUGACGCUCUUGCCACUCAGCUCAAUAAUGUCAAACUUGGAGAUGGAAACAUAGAUCCCCGGCUACAGGACACUCUGAAAUUACCUCCCAAAGAUACACGCCCACAAACUGAGGAUGUUACCGCAACCAAGGGCCUUGAAUUUGAGGACUUUUACAUUAAGCGUGAACUGAUGAUGGGAAUUUUCGAGGCAGGUUUUGAAAAACCCUCACCCAUCCAAGAAGAGUCAAUCCCAGUCGCUCUUACUGGUAGAGAUAUUCUCGCGCGAGCAAAGAAUGGCACUGGUAAAACAGCUGCCUUCGUCAUUCCCACUCUUGAACGAAUCAAUCCUAAGAGCACCAAAACCCAGGCUUUGAUCCUGGUCCCCACGAGAGAGUUGGCUCUUCAAACCUCGCAAGUUUGCAAGACUCUCGGCAAACAUCUCGGCAUUAAUGUCAUGGUCACCACAGGUGGAACUCAAUUGGUGGAUGAUGUUAUGCGACUGAAUGAUGCUGUUCAUGUCCUGGUGGGUACUCCCGGCAGAGUACUCGAUCUCGCCAGUAAAGGUGUUGCUGAUUUGUCUGAAUGCCCGACUUUUGUAAUGGAUGAGGCGGACAAGCUUCUCUCUCCCGAGUUCACACCUGUUAUCGAACAACUCUUGUCGUUCCAUCCAAAGGACCGCCAGGUCAUGCUUUUUAGUGCAACAUUCCCUCUGAUUGUCAAGUCCUUCAAGGACAAGCACAUGCGCAAUCCUUAUGAGAUCAACCUAAUGGACGAACUGACCCUUCGUGGAAUUACCCAGUACUACGCAUUUGUGGAGGAAAAGCAAAAGGUCCACUGCUUGAAUACCUUGUUUUCCAAGCUUCAAAUCAACCAGUCAAUUAUUUUCUGCAACUCGACCAACCGUGUGGAACUCCUUGCCAAGAAGAUCACUGAGUUGGGAUACUCAUGCUUCUAUUCACACGCCCGUAUGCUCCAGCCACACCGGAAUCGGGUGUUCCACGAUUUCCGUAACGGAGUGUGCCGCAACUUGGUUUGCUCUGACCUCCUGACCCGAGGUAUUGAUAUCCAAGCAGUGAAUGUUGUGAUCAACUUCGAUUUUCCAAAGAACGCAGAGACUUACCUCCACCGUAUCGGUCGCUCUGGUCGAUUUGGACACCUAGGUCUCGCAAUCAACCUGAUCAACUGGGAAGAUCGUUUCAAUCUCUACAAAAUUGAGCAGGAGCUUGGUACUGAAAUUCAGCCAAUUCCUCAAAAUAUCGACAAGAAGCUCUAUGUUUACGACUCACCAGAGAAUAUUCCUCGGCCGAACUCUGGCUCCCUCCAACCUCAAGGCACAGGUCAGCAGCCAGGUAACGGAGAGCGUACUCGUCGCCAACCCCAUCACCAGAACCAUCACCAGAACCACCACCAGAAUGGACAAUACCAUAACCGUGGCCGGGGUAAUGGUAACUUCCGUGGUGGCCGCGGACAAGGUCCUCGACGUGGUCACUCUUCUGAUCACAACAAGGCCGCUUUUGCUACGGGUCAAGUUGAAGCAGCGGCACCACCAGCACCUGUCUCUUAA
Molecule: messenger RNA, 1548 nt
Organism: Penicillium taxi
Lineage: Eukaryota; Fungi; Ascomycota; Eurotiomycetes; Eurotiales; Aspergillaceae
Gene: dhh1
Product: DExD/H-box ATP-dependent RNA helicase DHH1
Exons: 3
Coding region: 1-1548 (515 amino acids)
Biological process (GO): P-body assembly; cytoplasmic stress granule assembly
Cellular component (GO): P-body; cytoplasmic stress granule
Molecular function (GO): ATP binding; mRNA binding; RNA helicase activity
Source: RefSeq, a predicted model, not a curated record